This is a messenger RNA of Salvelinus fontinalis (brook trout), 3931 nucleotides long. Its product is annotated as neurexin-3b-beta-like. Bases 1 to 2100 code for a protein of 699 amino acids. Lineage: Eukaryota; Metazoa; Chordata; Actinopteri; Salmoniformes; Salmonidae. The transcript has 8 exons. The record is from RefSeq and is a predicted model, not a curated record.
AUGUUUGCUCUGAAUAGUGUCAGGGAGAGCAACAUCGUGGAUGACUCUGCGCUAGCGUUGAUCCACACUCCCGUCAGUGUCAGGGAGAGCAACAUCGUGGAUGACUCUGCGCUAGCGUUGAUCCACACUCCCGUCAGUGUCAGGGAGAGCAACAUCGUGGAUGACUCUGCGCUAGCGUUGAUCCACACUCCCGUCAGUGUCAGGGAGAGCAACAUCGUGGAUGACUCUGCGCUAGCGUUGAUCCACACUCCCGUCAGUGUCAGGGAGAGCAACAUCGUGGAUGACUCUGCGCUAGCGUUGAUCCACACUCCCGUCAGUGUCAGGGAGAGCAACUUGUUGCCUGUAACAAGAAAGUCGUUGAUAUAUUUUAAUAAAUGUAAUUUUCUUCUUCCCGUCUCCUUCCAGACGGAAGGCAAGGUGGGCGUGACGUUCAACAUCGGCACGGUGGACAUCAGUGUGAAGGAGUUAAACACUGCGAUCAAUGACGGGAAAUAUCACCUGGUUCGAUUCACAAGGAAUGGGGGAAACGCCACCCUGCAGGUGGAUAACUGGCCAAUCAACGAACACUUCCCCGCAGGACCAAGCGACGUUGAGCGCUAUCAAAUGGGUAAUAAGAAAAUCCCAUUCAAUUAUAAGAGGCCGGUAGAAGAUUGGCUGCAGGAGAAAGGCCGGCAGCUCACCAUCUUCAACACCCAGGCGGCCAUCUCUAUAGGCGGUAAUGACCGUAAACGUCCCUACCAGGGACAGCUGUCUGGCCUCUACUACAACGGACUAAAGGUCCUCAACAUGGCCGCCGAAGGUCACGCCAACAUCAAGGUGAACGGGAGCGUCCGAUUGGUGGGUGACAUGCCCACCAGUAGGGGCGCUGCCCGCACCACCACCUCUGUGCCACCUGAGAUGUCCACCACCUUCAUAGAGACCACUACGACUCUGUCUACGACCACCACGAGGAAACAGCGCUCCCCACCCACCAUUCAGACGACAGAUGACAUAGUAUCGUCGGCGGAGUGUUCCAGCGAUGACGAGGAUCUGGAGGAGUGUGAUUCCGGACACGCAGGAGGGGAGUUAGUCAUCCCCGUACUUGUAGAGGAUCCCAUAGACAUCCCUUCUGUUUCUCCCCGUUCCCCCUUCAUCCCCCUCCCCCCAAACCUCCGCCCCGUCCCCCCAACCCUCCGCCCCCUCCCCCCAAUCCUCCGCCCUGUCCUCUUAACCCUCCGCCCCGUCCUCACCAUUAUCGAGACCACAAAAGAGUCCCUGCCCAUGGCCACUGAGGCGGGGGUACCUUGCUUGUCGGACCGAGGCAGCGAUGAUUGUGAUGAUGGUCUUGAUGGUGAUUAUGAUGGCAUGGUGAUUUCGGGGUUUGGCUCUGGCGAAGCUUUCGACUCUAGCCUGCCCCCCACUGACGAUGAAGAUUUUUACACCACCUUCUCCCUGGUAACAGAUAAGAUCUUGACCACGUCGGCCUACGAAGGUGGCUACAAAGCUCUCGCGCCCAAGUGGGAGGCCAAGGACUUGAGGCCUAGUAAAGCCUCAGAGGCGGGUAGGACUACGCCCACCCCGCCUCUACCCAACCUCGGGGGUACUGUAGCAGAGGCGUCCCUCCCAUCAGACGGCACGCUAGCCAAACUGCCCGCCGGGAAAAUGGACAACCGCGAAGUGAUCAAAGCCCUGCAGCCGGACAUAGUCCUGCUGCCUCUGCCCACUGUGUCCUUCGACCUGGAUGGUACCAAGCCUCGUGGGCCCCUCAUCACCUCACCCAUGCUGCGUACGGUGCCUGCCGCGUUACCCACCGCACCAGUUGUGAGGCGGGUGCCCCCGGGGGCCUCUGAGGUGAUACGAGAAUCCAGCAGCACAACGGGCAUGGUGGUUGGCAUCGUCUCGGCCGCGGCACUUUGCAUCCUCAUCCUCCUCUACGCCAUGUACAAGUACAGGAACAGGGACGAAGGCUCCUACCAGGUAGACGAGACACGGAAUUACAUCAGCAACUCGGCGCAGACCAACGGCUCCGUGGUGAAAGACAAAGCAUCUAGCGGGGGCAGUGGCGCCAAGGGAUCCAGCGGCAAGAGACCCAAAGACAAGGACAAAGAAUACUAUGUAUAAGGACAAAGAAUAUGCAUAAGGACAAAGAAUACUAUAAAUCAACCAUUCCCAACAACAACAAAAAAUAACUGUUUGGAGAAAAUCUGAAUAAACACGACAGUACCAUAUUGGGAGCUGCAAUUUAAAACGGAAAACAAAUCCUCUCAUAAGAACAUUAAGUGAAUGAGUCCAAGUUGAACAUUUUUCCAAUGUACUGUGACCUUAAAGCACACUUACUAUGGUAAGCAUACAGAGAAACAGGCUGAUAGGCACCCUACUAUAAGAUACCUUGUGACGAGAUGACUGAGCUCUGCCUGGAGACGUUGCCAGAGGUUUGGCAGUGUAAGAUAUUUCGGUGUUACAUCGCUCCCAAGUGACUGUGAGAGAUUUGUGAUCCUUGGCGUAAACAACCUUGUCCAUUGUAACCCUGUAAAAUGACAAAACAAACAAGCAUCAUUUCGGCCAUUCUGAGCAUGUGAGAUGGAUGUGACGUGGUGCUGGCAUCUGUAUAAGUGAGGGACCUGAAGAUGAGUCGUUGAAGUUUGAAAGACAAAACAUAAUUAACAUACAAAUGGUACAUUUCUAUACCUAGUGUUGGAUGAGGUAUGUGUGUGGUGGCUAAGGUGUCUUAUUUUAAACCCACCUAUGUGUUCUGAGGGAUGAAACAUUGUCAGGGCUGACCAGGCUAUGCUCAACGAAUAGUAGUACGGCAAUGCAUUUCAAUUUAUUAUUUCGCUUUUUUCCCCCCUCUCUCAAAAAGGGAUUCGACUGCUAUGCAUGACGUCCUCGAUCUAGAUGGUAUUCGACCAUGUUGGAGAGGAUGCACAAGUAAAAAUGCAAUGUUUUUUUAAUUAGAUAUUUUACAGAACACUACAUCCCUGAUAGCACUUUUAUGUCAGUUUAUUGAGUUUUCCAUAGACCACUGGUUCAGUUAUUUGUUACAUUCUGUUUGUGGAAGUAAAGUCAUUAUGUCUGUGGGGUUUUUGGUCAAAUAUUGAAAACAAUGUGACUAAAGAAGAGUUAUCCAAUGUGAAAAGUUUUGAAUUUGUAUCUGUUGUCACAGUCAACUGUGUCAAAACAAAUAUGUUUACAUAUUUUAUUACAUCAUAGCCGUCGUAUUUUGCAGGUCAAUAUUGUACAUAACAUUUUAGUUUCCAUUUGAGUUUUUUUUUUAGCAUUGUACAGACACAAUUUGAACUGAUUUCCUUUCUCGGUGUACUAAAUGACAAAGAUCUAACGUUUUUGUCCCUGAUGUUUGGUAAGACUGGAGAUAGCAUACUUGUAUUUUUUUUGUAAUUGAAAGGAGUAAAAUAUUAUUAGGUUAGAAAAUCUAGUCUUUCUGGAUGGUGUUUCUAAACCGCAUGAAUAUUUUACAACUGGAAGACAUCAGAUAUCAGUCAAAUAGAAGAAUGCCCACCCAGAUAUUGUACUAGGGCCUCCUGAUUCUGGAUUACUUUCAUUGUUUAUUUUUUUUUAGAUCGAACAGAGAUUUUUGAGACCCAGUGCUGGCACCAUACUAAGAAUAAGAUAAAGGAUGAUGAUUUUUUUACUGUGAUGUCUAUGUUCCUUACUUUCCAUUUUAUUCUUUUGCAUGUAUGUUCCUCCCCUUAUUGUGCAGGUUUCAUUUGAAGUCUUAACAUAUUUAUGACAAUUUGUGCUGGCAGGACAUUUGUUUUUAUUACUUAAUUUAUUUAGUUGUUUCUUGUUCAUUUUGUAUUCUAAGCAAAUCUCAAGUACAUUCAGUUUGAUUUUGUGUUGUUAUUACUGCUUUUCAACCCAUUACAUAACUGUGUUUUGCUCCCUUGACUCCAGGCUAAUCCCAGCAAUAAAAUGUUCUUCCCAAAGUUUUCAA